UCGACCAUCUGCCAUUUUGGUUUUGUUCCCGUCUUGCAGUCGCAAAGCCAGCAACGCGAUUACACAGGACUCAACCCACGGAACGACACAGUGACUCGACAUUACAGUCCGAAGCCUUUUCAAACCGCAUUCUGUUUCCUUUUUAAUCAGUAAACUACAGUAAUUGUUGUUAUUGACGUUAAGACCCACACUAGAGGAGCGGUUUGCACUGAGAAGGGACAGAGAAGGAUUAUUGAUGUCCAGCUCGCCGUUGUCCAAGAAGCGUCGCGUGUCAGACUCAGAGACGAAGACGGGAUCCAACUGUUCCUCCUCGAACUCUCUCACAACUGAACUAGCACACACACCCGCCAACGGCAUGGCUAAGAAUGGCAGUGAUGCUGAGAUUGAUGAAGGCUUGUACUCCAGACAGCUCUACGUGUUGGGCCAUGAGGCGAUGAAGCGCAUGCAAUGUUCCAACGUCCUCAUCUCAGGGUUGAGAGGACUCGGAGUGGAGAUCGCCAAGAAUGUCAUCCUCGGGGGGGUCAAGAGUGUUACCCUGCAUGACCAGGGACUGGCAGAGUGGAGAGACCUCUCGUCACAGUUCUACCUGCGUGAGGAGGACCUGGGGAAGAACAGAGCGGAGGUGUCCCAGACUCGCCUGGCGGAGCUCAACAGCUACGUGCCUGUUGUUUCUUACAGUGGAGCCCUGACUGACGACUACCUGACCCAGUUCCAGGUGGUGGUGCUGACCAACUCCCCUCUGGAAGAACAGCAGCGCGUGGGAGAGCUGUGUCACUCCAAGGGCAUAAAGCUGGUCGUGGCUGACACCCGGGGACUCUUUGGACAGCUCUUCUGUGACUUCGGGGAGGACAUGGUGGUGUUUGACACCAAUGGAGAACAGCCUCUCACUGCUAUGAUCUCCAUGAUUACUAAGGAUGCUGCAGCCGUAGUGACCUGUCUGGAUGAGGCUCGCCACGGCUUUGAGAGCGGAGACUUUGUUACUUUCACAGAGGUGCAGGGAAUGACCGAGCUCAACGGCUGCCCACCAGUAGAAAUCAAGACCCUAGGUCCCUACACCUUCAGCAUCUGUGACACCACAGGGUUCUCCGACUACAUCAGGGGUGGAAUUGUCUCUCAGGUCAAGAUGCCCAAGAAGAUCUCCUUCAAAUCCCUGACUACAUCCAUGGCAGAGCCAGAGUUUGUUCUGACCGACUUUGCCAAGUUUGACCGACCAGGACAGCUACACUUGGGCUUCCAGGCCCUACACAACUUCCAGACAAAACACAACCGUCUGCCGAAGCCCUGGUGUCAGGUUGAUGGUGAGGAGCUGGUGUCUCUAGCUAAAGAGGUGAACUCCAUCCAGACGGGGUUGGCUAAGGUGGAGGAGCUGGACGACGAGCUUAUUAAGAAACUGGCCUUCGUUGCCGCCGGUGACAUCGCACCACUCAACGCUUUCAUUGGUGGCCUGGCCGCACAGGAAGUCUUGAAGGCCUGUACAGGGAAGUUCAUGCCAGUGAUGCAGUGGCUGUAUUUUGAUGCACUGGAGUGUCUCCCUGAAGAUGGAGCAGAGGCCCUCUCACCAGAAGACUGUGCCCCAAGGAACAGUCGCUAUGACAGCCAGAUCGCGGUAUUUGGCUCCAGGCUGCAGGAGGAGCUGGCUAAACAACGCUACUUCCUGGUUGGGGCUGGUGCUAUUGGCUGUGAGCUGCUCAAGAACUUUGCUAUGAUGGGAUUGGCCAGCGGGGAGGGUGAGGUCAUUGUGACGGACAUGGACACCAUCGAGAAGUCCAACCUCAACAGGCAGUUCCUCUUCAGGCCGUGGGAUGUGACGAAGAUGAAGAGCGAGACUGCCGCAGCGGCUGUGAAGCAGAUGAACCCGUCCGUCCGGAUCACUGGUCACCAGAACCGCGUUGGGCCGGACACGGAGCGCGUCUAUGAUGACGACUUCUUUGAGAGCCUCCACGGAGUCGCCAACGCCCUGGACAAUGUUGACGCACGUAUGUACAUGGACAGGCGGUGUGUCUACUACAGGAAGCCCCUCCUGGAGUCAGGUACUCUGGGCACUAAGGGCAACGUCCAGGUGGUCAUUCCGUUCCUCACGGAGUCAUAUAGCUCUUCUCAGGACCCUCCAGAGAAAUCCAUCCCCAUCUGCACUCUCAAGAACUUCCCAAACGCCAUCGAACACACCCUCCAGUGGGCUCGUGAUGAGUUUGAGGGUCUGUUCAAACAGCCAGCAGAGAACGCCAUGCAGUAUCUCACAGAUCCGAAGUUCCUGGAGCGUACCCUGAAGCUCCCUGGUGCUCAGCCCCUGGAGGUUUUGGAGGCCGUCUAUAAGAGCCUGGUGACGGACUGCCCCAACAGCUGGGCAGACUGUGUCACCUGGGCACGAUACCAUUGGCAGUGCCAGUACAGCAACAACAUCCGCCAGCUACUGCACAACUUCCCCCCUGACCAGCUGACUAGCUCUGGCGCCCCCUUCUGGUCAGGUCCAAAGAGAUGUCCUCACCCUUUAGAGUUCAGCACCAGCAAUGACCUUCAUAUGGACUAUGUGAUGGCAGCGGCCAACCUGUUUGCCCAGUCGUACGGCUUGCCAUGUUCUACGGACCGCGUGGCCGUGGCCAAGAUCCUGGACAGCCUAUCGGUGCCCACCUUUGUCCCCAGGUCAGGGGUCAAGAUCCACGUCUCUGACCAGGAGCUGCAGAGCGCCAACGCCUCAGUCGAUAAAACUAUCAAGACAGGUCCCGCCUCUCGUCACCGGCCAUAUGACAACAGGCUGGAGGAACUCAAGUCUCAGCUUCCUGGAGCUGAAGCGGCGUCUAAGUUUAAACUCACAGCUGUCGACUUUGAGAAGGAUGAUGACUCUAACUUCCACAUGGACUUCAUAGUGGCUGCAUCCAACCUGCGAGCAGAGAACUACGACAUUCCCCCAGCAGACAGACACAAGAGUAAGCUGAUAGCUGGGAAGAUCAUCCCUGCGAUAGCGACCACCACAGCCGCGGUCGUGGGUCUGGUGUGUCUGGAGCUCAUCAAGAUUGUCCAGGGACAUAAGAAGGUGGAGUCCUUUAAGAAUGGAUUCAUGAACCUGGCUCUGCCCUUCUUCGCCUUCUCAGAACCCAUCGCUGCCCCCAGUCACAAGUACUAUGAUAUCGACUGGUCUCUGUGGGAUCGUUUCGAGGUGAAAGGUAUUAAACCCAACGGUGAAGAGAUGACACUGAGAGAGUUCCUGGACUACUUUAAGAAUGAACACAAGUUGGAGAUCACCAUGUUGUCUCAGGGCGUGUCCAUGCUCUAUUCGUUUUUCAUGCCUGCCGCUAAACUCAAGGAGAGACUGGCACUUCCGAUGACCGAGAUCGUGACCAAGGUGUCCAAGAAGAAGCUGGGGAAGCACGUCAAAGCCCUGGUGUUUGAGCUCUGCUGCAACGACCUGACGGAUGAGGACGUGGAGGUGCCCUACGUCAGAUACACCAUCCGCUGAGCCCACGCACGCGCUCACACACACCUUACACACACCGCACACACACCUCGGGGGGGGUGGGGGGUGGGGGGAUGAAUCAGAGUCAGAGGAGAGUUGGAUCCCGCCCUGGCAGAAGGUUGUUGGAGGCCAGAACCAGAGUCAAGUGGCCACCUAAUUCUCUGUAUACCACUGGUUUAAAGUGCCCUACUUAGAGGAUAGGGGCCCCUUGGGAACCCUCUUGAGUUUAGGAGCCACCUGGUGCCAUCUGACGUCGGGGGGGGGUGGUUGUAUAGACGGGGGGGUUGGGUGUGGGCUGGGGAAUGUAUAUAUCGGACCUCUAGACUUUGUGUAUCUGACUGUCUGGUCAUAUUAAUACUAUUAAGCCUUUAGUGUCUGACCCUCCCGUCCCCUGAUUCUGUCUCCCCCAGUACGACCAGAUCCCUGGCCCAACACUUCUUUAAUCCUCUCCCUCCUCCCGGUCCUCUGAAUCACAUUUUAAAAUGCAUCAUAACGUGACACCCAUUUGACCAGAAAUGCCCCCCCCCCCCCCCCCCCCC
Esox lucius (northern pike) is the source of this 3990-nucleotide messenger RNA. It is a transcript of the gene uba1, whose product is annotated as ubiquitin-like modifier activating enzyme 1. Lineage: Eukaryota; Metazoa; Chordata; Actinopteri; Esociformes; Esocidae. The record is from RefSeq and is a predicted model, not a curated record. The transcript is spliced from 25 exons. Gene Ontology annotation, cellular component: cytoplasm; SUMO activating enzyme complex. Gene Ontology annotation, molecular function: SUMO activating enzyme activity. Bases 236 to 3454 code for a protein of 1072 amino acids. Gene Ontology annotation, biological process: protein sumoylation.